CUGGACCGACCAGAUGCUUUCUGGCGUGGGACCUGGAGCUACCAGCAGCGCUCGUGGGACAGGAGCGGGAUCGCAGCGUAGGUCUUGGCCUCUGCCCUGUGACAGCUCCGGACCGGAGGGUGCAGGCGAGCUGCCAGGGUUAGGGGCCAUAGCAGAGGGGAAGAAGAACAGGACCUCAGAUCCUCUCAUCACCCAGGCAGCAGGCAUGGGCUGCACCUAGAUUCUAACUUCAGCUGGCCCUGGUGGCCCACAUGGGCAUAAGGUCUAUUUUUAGCUCUGCCACAGAAGCCCAGCCACCAGGCGACAGGGGUAACCAGGGUUUCUCAAAGGCUGUUGGGGCAGAGGCACGAGUGGGAGAGACCAGCCUUCUUGCUUCCUUCCACAUCAUCCUUGGCCACUCCCCAGCCACCCCCAGGAGCCCAGACUAGUUCUCCGUGGUCUGGCAGACAGCCUGACUCUGGGUCAAGGGCAAGGUCAGUGGGUGCAGCCACGAGGGCAGAUGGGCACGGUCCUGUGGUCUGGGCAAGGGUUGCAUCAGUCCAGGCAGUGGUCCAGGGCAGAGGCCCCUGAUGAGGGGGCAAAGAGUGGCUAGGCUGUGGGAUGCUCAGAAAGCCAGGGCCGCCCACAAGGCCAGUCCCACAGGUGGCCAACAGCACUGUUUGGACUUAGGCAGGGAGCCUGCCUUCAAUGGGUCUCAGUCUCCCCUUCCACGCAGCGAGAGUGCCGGACCAGAGCGCUGACUCUCAGAUCCUUUCUCCUGCUCUGGGGUCCCCCACCUUCCCUGUUUGCUACGGAGGUUCCUAACGUCCUUCUAGCCCCGCCUGUGGGUGGCCACAUGCCCCUGUGGAGAACAAAGUCCUUUUGGCUGGCUCUGUCAGUUUCCUGGCUCCUCCUCAUUCUCCUGGGAGUCUUCCCCCUUCGCCUGGCAGUGCCACCGGGCCCUCCACCAGGGCGCUCCCGAGGCUGGCCCCACUGGCUAGAUGCUGCCUUCCUACAGAGUUUCUCCCAGUCUGAGACACUCCCAGAAGAUGCUACACAGCUUCCUCGAGCUCCCCAGGGGAGCAGCUGCACCUGGGGAGCCUGCUUUGACACCUCCAAAUGUAAGGGAAAUGUCCUCAAGAUCUUCGCGCACUCCCCUGCUGGUACAACCACUGAGGCUCACCGCAGGAUCCUGGACUCCUUGGAAGGCUCCCGAUACUAUGCACUUAGCCCAGCAGAAGCUUGCCUCCAUCUCUUCCUCCCCAGCCAGGACCAGACAUGCGGGCCCCUGCCUCCUCACUGGAAUGGAGGCCGGAACCAUCUGGUCCUCAGUCUGUACCCAGCCCCCUGCACCAGGCUGGGACAGGCGAUGGUAGCUGAGGCUACCCCCUCCUUGGACAUCUUCCGACCAGGUUUUGAUAUAGCGCUCCCAUAUCUUCCUGAAGCUCACCCAUUGCAAGGUGGAGCUCCUGGGCAGUUGCAGCAGCACAGUCCCCGGCCCGGCGCCACCUUACUGGCCGUGGCAGAGGAGAAGGGCAGGUGGCGAACCACGGACACCCAUGCCUCAACCUGCCCUUGGGGCAAGCACUGUGAGCAAGACCCUGGACCCCAUCAGACCCACCCAGGAGAAACCCUACCCAACGCCACCUUCUGCCUCAUUCCUGGCCACCGAUCUGCCGCCUCCUGCUUCCUCCAAGCCCUUCAGGCCGGCUGUAUCCCUGUGCUCCUCAGCCCACGCUGGGAGCUGCCUUUCUCUGAAGUCAUCGACUGGACCAAGGCAGUCAUCAUUGCUGAUGAGAGGCUCCCGUUACAGGUCCUGGCUGCCCUCCGUGACAUGCUCCCUUCAAAGAUUCUCUCCCUGCGCCAGCAGACCCAGUUUCUGUGGACAACUUACUUCUCCUCAGUGGAAAAGGUCAUACACACCACACUGGAGAUCGUUCAGGACCGGAUCUGGGGUACAUCCGCUCACUCCUCACUGAUGUGGAAUAGCCCCCCGGGGGCACUCCUGGCUCUCCCAUCUUUUUCCACUAGCUUGAAGGAUUUCCCCUUCUAUCACCUGCAACAGGGCUCCAGCCCGGAGAGCAGUUUCAGCGCCCUGAUCUGGGUGGGGGUCUCCGGCGAGCCCCUGCUGAAGCUUAUCCAGGUGGUGGCAGGUUCCCGGUACUGUGCCCAGAUCCUGAUCCUCUGGAGCAGUGAGAAGCCACCCCCUGACAGGUGGCCGGAGACAACGGUGCCCUUGACAGUCAUUGAGGGGCGCAGGAAGGCCAGUGACCGAUUCUUCCCGUACAGCGACAUCAGCACCAAUGCCAUCCUUAGCCUUGAUGCCCACAGCAGUCUUUCUACCAGUGAGGUGGACUUUGCCUUUGUGGUGUGGCAGAGCUUUCCCGAGAGGAUGGUGGGCUUUCUGACACGGAACCACUUCUGGGAUGAGGCCAGCGGCGCCUGGAGCUGCAGUGCUGAGGUAGCCAAUGAAUUCUCCAUGGUCCUCACUACAGCCGCCUUCUACCACAGGUAUUACCACACCCUCUUCACCUACUCCCUGCCUAAGGCCCUGAGGACCAUGGCAGAUGACACGCCCACCUGCGUGGACAUCCUGAUGAACUUCCUGGUAGCAACUGUCACUAAGCUGCCCCCUAUCAAGGUGCCUUACGGCAGGCAGCUCCGCGAGGCUGUUCCCCUGGCCGCUGAGGGACCUGGACCCACGCCAGAGCUUCAGCCUCUGGCUCAGGACUGCUUCAGCAGGGUGGCAGCAGGGUUCGGCCACAUGCCUCUAGUGGCCUCUCGAGUGCGUCUGGACCCGGUGCUGUUCAAAGACCCGGUGUCGGUGCAACGCAAGAAGUACCGCAGUCUAGAGAAGCCCUAGGUAAAGCGCGGCGCUGCCUGCUGGACGGGAGAGAACCGAUCAAACUGGUAAAGUCACGUCCUGGUUGGCCAAUCACGACAGGGUGCCCUGAAGGGCGGGAUCUCCCCCUGGCUGUGGCGGGACUGCGUUUGGCACAGGCCAGAGCACAGACUGAUCCUGAAAUACCUUUCUCUGCAUCUCUGCCCGAUCCAUUCGUGACCCGCAUGCCCACUCACCUCCGUGGUGUGGUGCAAAGUCCUCGCACGACUCAACGCUGAGUGCUGGAUUGUACCGCCGGCUCUAGGCCGGGCCUGGGAACUCGGGAGAGCGGAUCCUACUCUCCUCUUUGGUCUGGCAGGUGCGUCGUAAAUAUUUGAUCUAUAGCUACAAGGCUACAAGAGUAUAUUACCUGGAUGCCAGCGUGGCAGAACAUGGGCAGUGUGCACGAGACAAAACUCCAUCCCCUGCCGUGGAGUUCCUAGUUCACGAAGAAAGCAAACAUCCGCAGACACAAAGGUUGCUAGGCUCAAUCAAGGGUGAACACAGAUGCCAGGAGUGGGAGAUAACUGGAGAUAGCCAGAUUAGCACCACUGCACUACCAACAUUGGCCACUAGAGGUCAGCUGUCGCACUGUUCUCCCAUCAAAGGACUGGAGUUUAGCUUUGCUUUCUUGAAAUUUCUUCCCCCUGUUUUUCGUUUUUCUAGACAGGGUUUCUCAGUGUAAUCCUGACUAUCCUGGAACUCAUUCUGUAGACCAGACUGGCCUUGAACUCACAGAGAUUCACCUGCUUCUGCUUUCCAGAGUGCUGGGAUUAAAGGCAUGCACCACCACCGCCUGACUUUCUUGGUUUUGUUUUGUUUUUUGUUUGUUUGUUUGUUUUUGUUUUGUCUUUUUGAGGAUGGGCGUGAGCAAGUGAAACAAAGUCUGACUCUGUAGCCCAGACUUAACUGCCACAGCUUCCCCAAGUGUGACUUACAGGUGUGAGCCGCAAUGGAGUUCAAGACUAUGGAUAAAAGGGCGGGUUGAGCGGAAGUAGAGGGCCCUGGUGUGGCAGCCUCCAGUUUGAAAACUCAGGAGGAAUGGACAGAAACCCACCGUGGCCUGCACACUUGGGGCCUGGGCAGUUCGCAGGUGGCUGGUUGAGAGCGAGCUGUCCUCAGCGUCCUGUAGGUGAGAAUGGAGUGGGGGGAAGGGACGCUGUUUUUCCUGGGUUCAUCCACCUGGAACUGGAAUUAUCGCUUCCGAAAUAAAGCACAUGUCUUUGCCCACUCA
Molecule: messenger RNA, 4094 nt
Organism: Mesocricetus auratus (golden hamster)
Lineage: Eukaryota; Metazoa; Chordata; Mammalia; Rodentia; Cricetidae
Gene: Extl1
Product: exostosin like glycosyltransferase 1
Exons: 11
Coding region: 836-2842 (668 amino acids)
Cellular component (GO): membrane
Molecular function (GO): glycosyltransferase activity
Source: RefSeq, a predicted model, not a curated record